UAUUUCUGAUCUUUUUUUCUUUUUUUCUUUUCUUGUUCAUCUGACCAUUUUCUAACAUGAUCUUGAUCGAUCUUUUUAUUGGGCUGCAGUUGCUCAAGAGCAUUGAGGCUUGCGGAGGAUUUUCCCAAACAUGCCACAACAUUUUCACGAUUUAUGAUAAUCUCUGGGCCAUCUGCGACCCGAGCCCUUUGGCGAGCUCUUUCUCGCUGGAUCUUCACAUCUCCAACAACAAUGGGACGCUAGAAACUCCAGGCUCGGGAUUCUACCAGACUUGCUACGGCUUGGAAGUCAUAGACAUGGCCACCGAGAGCGAGAGCCAGAGCUCCAAGGGCAUCGCAGCGUCUUGCAAGGAUUUCCAUGGCGGCUACCAGUGGACGAGCCUCAGCCUGGACGAGCGCGUAGAGAACAAGGGUGGCAACUUAAACUGGUGUGGCUGACAAAAAAACUCUAUAACCAACUUUCCUUUAAAGUUUUAAA
Molecule: messenger RNA, 477 nt
Organism: Selaginella moellendorffii
Lineage: Eukaryota; Viridiplantae; Streptophyta; Lycopodiopsida; Selaginellales; Selaginellaceae
Exons: 2
Coding region: 57-437 (126 amino acids)
Source: RefSeq, a predicted model, not a curated record